Molecule: messenger RNA, 1736 nt
Organism: Ahaetulla prasina
Lineage: Eukaryota; Metazoa; Chordata; Lepidosauria; Squamata; Colubridae
Gene: BIRC7
Product: baculoviral IAP repeat containing 7
Exons: 8
Coding region: 254-1387 (377 amino acids)
Biological process (GO): regulation of cell cycle; negative regulation of apoptotic process; positive regulation of protein ubiquitination
Cellular component (GO): cytoplasm; nucleus
Molecular function (GO): ubiquitin protein ligase activity; cysteine-type endopeptidase inhibitor activity involved in apoptotic process
Source: RefSeq, a predicted model, not a curated record
CAGAAGGCAGUGUUCUAGUUGUGUUUCUAGUUUGUGGCUGAAGGUUUUUUUGUGUGUGUGUGUAUUUUCCAGUUAGACCCAAGAAGAACUGGACAGAACGGCAAUCAUUUGUCCCAACCCCAACAAAUCGGCAGGCUCUAGAAAAUCUAGCAUCCUUUUUUUUUUUUCGCAUCUGCUGUUCAGGAGUCUGUUUGGCCUCUGAGUUCAGUGUUUUCCAGAAUUUACAGUUGGUAGAGUCAGAGAGGGUUUAGAAAUGCAGGCUGGUACGGUGUCAAAACAUUUCGUCGCAUUGGGUGUCCAGCUUGUUACUGAUGUUUUGACUGGUCUCCUGUCCAGCAGCUGGGAAAUGGGAGAUAGCUUUUCUCCAGAGGGAAUCCAGGAUGAGGGAAGCAGCUCAUCUUCAGAGGACACUCAGUGGACCCCUUUGCGUUGGUCAAGAUCCAGCAUGAAGUCCGAGAUAAAGCGCCUUCAGACAUUUCGACUCUGGCCAGCGAGCGUUCCUGUUUCUCCAACUGAUCUGGCAGCUGCUGGUUUUUAUUUUGUCGGUCCUGCUGACACCGUCCAGUGUUUCUGCUGUGGUGGGUUAUUGUACAAUUGGGUAGCUGACGAGGAUCCUAUGGUAGAGCACAAGAAAUUCUUCCCAUCAUGUCUGUAUGUCCAGGAUAAAAUUGUAGGAAAUUGCCAACAGAUGCCUUGGAGCGAAGAACACCAUGACUGUGUAGAUGGCCAAUUUCUUGGCAUGCUACAAAGUUUAAAUGUGGAGGAGACCCCUGUAAGUGGACAGCCAGAAUAUACAUAUAUGGAGGCUGAAGGAGAUCGGUUGGGGUCCUUUGAGAAUUGGCCAUCUUAUUCUCCAGUGUCUCCCCAGUUGUUGGCCAGAGCUGGCUUCUUCUAUACAGGCCAACAAGAUUAUGUGCGGUGUUUCUAUUGUGAUGGUGCACUGAGGAACUGGGAACAAGGAGAUGAUCCCUGGAUCGAGCACGCCAGGUGGUUUCCAAGAUGUGCAUUUUUGCUCCAGUCCAGAGGGAGAGAUUUUGUAAAUCACACUCAACAAUCGAAUGUAAUGUUGGAAGACAACUUGCAUUGGUCUGAAGACUAUUCCGAAAGCUCUCAUGAGUCUAUGGAAAGAGAACCGGAUCCUUGGAGAGUGAGAAGAGAGACACAAAUAGAACAUUCCCAUGAGCCAGAAUCCACUACCAGCAUGGAAGAAAAACUGCGCCGGCUUCAAGAGGAACGGAUGUGCAAAGUGUGCAUGGACAAAGACGUGUCCAUUGUGCUGGUUCCUUGUGGCCACCUAGUGGUGUGCGCUGAAUGUGCUCCCAAUCUGAGGCGCUGCCCCAUCUGCAGAGGGGUCAUUCGGGACAGUAUGAAGGCCUUCUUGUCCUGACCUGAAAGAACGUUCCCAGCAACUUAACCCUUCCUCUGGACGAGCUCCUUUGGCCCAAGACGACUCAGCUCUGCCUGAUGGGGAGAACCAGAACCAAACAAGGACUUGAAUAAAUAUACCGAGUUGCUUUAUUUAUUGAACUAUUUAUUUAUUUGACCAUUUCCCAAAAAAUAAGACUCGUUUCCUCUGAACCCUUACACCCACCCGAUGAUCUUGCGGGAUGUAACUUCUUUUAAGACCUCCUUCUAUUUCAACGAUUUCAACGAUGAAAGAUAAAACCAUUUUGAGGUUUCUCUUGUGGAGAGACUGGUAGCUUCAUGGCAGGGGCGGGGGGGGAGGAGGAAUUAUU